AUGAUAUUUGGAAAAGCUUCCCCACCGGAACACCAACUUCGCCAGUCUGCUUUUCUUGCUGUAACCAUUUCAACUGUUGCUGUAAUCACUUCUAUUAUUACUUUGCCAAUGCUGUAUUCAUUUAUUAUUAUCUUCCAAAGUCACCUGUUCCGUGAAAUAGAGUACUGUAAGGCACGAACAAGGGAUAUAAAUAUAGAAUUUUCAUUGCUAAGCAAUAAAGCCAGUGACAUCUCAAAUGACAGAAUGAAACGACAACAUAGCAAUUAUGGGAUCAAUUCAAAUGGACCUUCUAUCUUUGAUCAAUAUCCACAGCUAUCUCUUAAUACAAACCAUAAGUUAUCUUCACGAAGUUUUUGCUCGUGUCAACAAGGAUCAGUGGGUCAAUCAGGAGCUCCAGGUGAUAAUGGUUCUCCGGGUGUCGAUGGUAUGCCUGGUACAGAUGGUAACAACGGACGAGAUGCGAAAAUACUUGUUGUGUUAGAAAAGGAGAGUGGUUGUUUCGUCUGUCCACAAGGACCACGUGGAGUACCAGGGAUGCCCGGUUUUAAAGGACUUAAAGGAGCAAAAGGAUCAUUGGGCAAAAACGGUACAGAUGGUGAAGAUGGACGAAUAGGACUGCAAGGGGCGAGAGGUCCUGCUGGUGAUAUAGGGAAAAUUGGUCCUAAAGGUGUAUAUGGCAAGCCGGGUAGUUUAAUCAAAGUAGGGACAUCUCAAGGACGCGGCUUCAAAGGAAGAAAUGGCCCAUCAGGAGGUUACGGACCGCGAGGUAAACCAGGCUGCAAUGGAAAGUCAUCAGAUGGACCGGUUGGUCCACGUGGCAUUCCUGGUUUAGAAGGCAAGCCUGGAACAUCAGGGACCGUUGGACCACCAGGAGCGCGAGGUAGAAUGGGCGAAAAUGGAAAUUGCCGACUAUGUUCGAAGCUACAACUGCUGCCUGGUUACUAG
Messenger RNA from Brugia malayi, 945 nucleotides. RefSeq lists its product as uncharacterized. The transcript is spliced from 4 exons. The record is from RefSeq and is a predicted model, not a curated record. Gene Ontology annotation, molecular function: structural constituent of cuticle. The coding region runs from base 1 to 945 and encodes 314 amino acids. Lineage: Eukaryota; Metazoa; Nematoda; Chromadorea; Rhabditida; Onchocercidae.